GUUGAAGUGGUCAUCCCGGCGCUCGACGUUGAAAUGAAGUGGGACUUGCGGUGGUACACCCCCGAAUUCCCACACCGGCAAAUUGAACGCCGACAAUGGACCCGACCGACCCCUCGAGCUUUAACCAUCGCUCGGAACGUUUGAGUACAGGAAGAACUUAUCAUUUUGUUGACCAAAAACCGUUCAAGUCCUUCAUAAAGGAUACACCAACAUUGUUGCUUAUACAUGGAUUUCCCGAUUCUUGGUAUGGUUGGAGGUACCAGAUAGGGCCGUGGGCCAAAAGGGGUUGGAGAAUCAUUGCUGUCGACGCGUUGGGUUAUGGUGGGACAGAUAAACCCACUGAAGUUUCCGCAUACUCGACCAAGUCAAUAUGCAAGGAUCUUACGGCUCUACUCGACCUCUUGAAGGUAGAGAAGGCUGCCAUUGUUGGACAUGAUUGGGGUGCCGAAAUUGCGUGGAGGAUGUACCUUUGGCAUCCCGAACGUGUAUUGACGGUGGUUGCUUUAUCUAUCCCAUACUCCCCUCCAGCACCUUCAUACAUUCCAUUGUCCAUAGUUGCAAAACGUGUCCCCGGACUAGGCUACCAAGUAUACUUGGAAGAUCCUAGGUCCACGAAGGAUAUCGAAUCUAACCUCCGCACGUUCCUGGAUAUGAUUUACCGUUCCGACUCCCUGACAUGGAAGUGGGUGGAAGUUGAAAAGCUUGAGAACUUUCUUCGAGGAAAAGAUAAAUUCCCUGAUGGGCCAAGUGUUCUCUCUUCGUCGGAAAUGAACUUUUAUGUCAAGCAAUUCGAAAAUUCUAUGUCGGGGCCACUUAUGUACUACAAGACCAAACGUAUCCGCUUCAACGAUGAGAAAGUGGCAAAGCUCCCCUCAUUCCUGCCGACUGAGACAGCUUUCCUCCUGAUCCGGGGUACCGAGGACCCUGCAUCUCCGAAACAAGCAGCUAAACGCUCGAGAAAUUUCGCAAAAUCAUUAAAAACCAUCGAUCUUGAUGGCGCGGGACAUUGGCUAAUGAUAGAACGAAAAGAAGAAGUGACCAAGUAUGUCGGAGAUUGGAUCGAGUCUGUUCUUAGGGAAGCGAGACAGGAGAAUAAACCGAGCACUAAAUUGUAACUGAGGAUCCUGUAAUUGUACUUUACUGAGGACGAUUCGAGCUUAAUUGCUACCUGUCUGAUAGCUUGGUUGUGCCCGUCGAUCAACGCAACAUCGAA
Molecule: messenger RNA, 1213 nt
Organism: Cantharellus anzutake
Lineage: Eukaryota; Fungi; Basidiomycota; Agaricomycetes; Cantharellales; Hydnaceae
Product: Alpha/Beta hydrolase protein
Exons: 9
Coding region: 96-1115 (339 amino acids)
Molecular function (GO): hydrolase activity
Source: RefSeq, a predicted model, not a curated record